AUGCCCCGCUUUACCGGGGCUCUAGUGCAACCAACAUUAAGAUCACUUGUGCUUUCGCAUCUCUGCCUAGAAGCUACAAUUCACGUUCACCUGAUUCUCAUACAAAAUCUCCAAGCAGAUACGUGCUUUUCACCAAGUGUAUCUUACGAGUACAAAGGAACUUACUUCAACUCCUUGGAUCGAGCAAUGACUCUUCCGUGUGAUGAAAUAGUCGAUUCACUCUUGAGGAAAGAUUGUCCAGUGUCAUACAAAGCCAAGCUUACUGCUCUUCAAACCAGAGAUCUACAAGCUCUUAUCGAAUCCGGUGAUUUUACAAAAUUCAAUCAUUUUCUUCAAUUCCUGUUCAAGAGCGAUAGAGUGAGUGGUAGCUCGCCUCCAUUCUUUGGAAUUGAUGACCAGUCAUAUAUGCAAGAUGUCAGAAGACAUAAGCACAACGCUAUCUUCACCGCAGCUUCUUUAGGUUUUUGUUAUCAUCUCAAAAUGAUACUUCAACAUCAAUCCGCGAGUGCUUAUGCCGAAGAUAUUAUUGAGAGAAACAUAGCUUUUUUGGCAGCUAUAAAUUCCUCGCAGCCUCAUACCGUUUCGUGGUUGGUGUUUUCUGAUAUACAUAGAGAUAGUUUUUACUGGCUGGAGCCGAUGCCUUCUGAAGUCUACGACCAGGGCUCAAAGAGCAUGUCUUUAUUGAAGUAUGCUAUUCAUUUGCAAGAGAUCUCAGAAGAAUUUAGGCAAUUCGUCAUUGAUGCAACGGCAGUUGCCCAAAAUAAGCCAGAACAGGUCACUCUCUUUGGAGGUCGUAAAUAUUUCAACCAAAGAUACGAAUGCUUAGCUUCAGACUUACCAGAUCUGCCACGGGAAGUCGAGGAGUAUAUUUGGCCACAUAGCCAUGACCAUGAAAAGCCUAAAGCGACCGUUCCGUUGAUAUGGGCUGUCAUCUACAAUCGACCCAAGAUUGUGGAAGCCCUGCUUUCGGAGCCACUUCCGAGUUAUGAUGACGACGUAAUUGAAGCUGCUACAACAUGUGCUAUUAUGAUGGAUUUUGCGAAAAUAGUUAUGCUGUUCGAGCUGGUCCAUACAUUAUAA
Molecule: messenger RNA, 1080 nt
Organism: Botrytis byssoidea
Lineage: Eukaryota; Fungi; Ascomycota; Leotiomycetes; Helotiales; Sclerotiniaceae
Exons: 2
Coding region: 1-1080 (359 amino acids)
Source: RefSeq, a predicted model, not a curated record